Molecule: messenger RNA, 2928 nt
Organism: Gossypium raimondii (Peruvian cotton)
Lineage: Eukaryota; Viridiplantae; Streptophyta; Magnoliopsida; Malvales; Malvaceae
Product: serine/threonine-protein kinase 1
Exons: 18
Coding region: 129-2627 (832 amino acids)
Biological process (GO): regulation of MAPK cascade; intracellular signal transduction; protein phosphorylation
Molecular function (GO): ATP binding; protein kinase activity
Source: RefSeq, a predicted model, not a curated record
CAAUCCAGUAUACGACACAUGGCGGGGCCCAUUAAAUUUCCGAUUUAACAAAUUACAGUUAUUCUUCUUCGGCGCCGACGGCUAUCUGCGAAUUCUGCGUUCACUGCUCUGAGCUCUCUGACUUUUUCAUGCACUCACACUCUCCUACCGGAGACAGGAAAAAGAAAAUGGAGCAACCGCCGACGUCUCGAAGGACCCGUAAAUCUCAAGCGAAAUCCGAGCUAUACUCUACCUUUGUCAUUCAUUCCGGUUCUGAAUCCGAUUCCGAUUCUGGCAAAUCUAAACCGAAACCGCAACCAUCUCGUGAACCGGACCUUUACGCCACAAUGGUUUACAAAGACGUUGACGAAGAAGGUGAAGAUGGAUCUUCCAUCCCUCCUCCCUUCAAAUGUGCGCCGAAACUCUUUGGCGGCGGAGGCGGCACUCCUUCCGACGCCGACGAUGGCAGUGGCGAUGCGGGAGAUUUAGGAACCAUGAUCGUGAAAAAGGAUCAUGUUCGUGAAGCUCGCGGUGGAACGCCGUCUUCGUUUAAUCCACCGGCCUUAGCGGGGGUGAUCCCAAUUAGAGCAAGGGGAAAUAAAAUGGACGUUGAAGAGGAAGAGGAUGAUGAAGGUGAAGGUUUUGGGACGUUCGUGGUGAGAUCAACGGCGAGGAACGAGAGAGAAGGGAGCGGGACGGUGGUGAACAGAGCGGUGGCGAGUACGGGAGAGCUAGGUUUUGGGAAACAAAAGACAUCUACUUCGACGACGCCUUUGCAAGGGGAAGAGAGUCGGUUCUUGCAAAAUAAUAAGGUUUUGUCGAGUUCAGUUCCCGACUGCGUUAUCAGAGAAGAUCCUUCCACAAAAUAUGAGUUACUCAAUGAGCUCGGGAAAGGAUCUUAUGGGGCAGUUUAUAAGGCUAGAAAUAUAAGAACUUCCGAGCUUGUUGCCGUUAAAGUUAUAUCAUUAAGUGAAGGGGAAGAAGAGUAUGAAGAAAUUCGUGGUGAAAUUGAGAUGUUGCAGCAAUGUAGUCAUUCAAAUGUUGUCCGGUACUUCGGGAGCUACCCUGGGGAAGAAUAUCUUUGGAUAGUAAUGGAAUACUGUGGAGGUGGAAGUGUAGCUGAUUUGAUGAAUGAUACAGAGGAGCCUUUAGAGGAGAAUCAGAUAGCAUAUAUCUGUCGCGAAGCUUUAAAGGGCCUUGAUUAUUUGCACUCAAUUUUCAAAGUUCAUAGAGAUAUUAAGGGUGGUAACAUCUUGUUAACAGAACAAGGAGAAGUGAAGUUGGGUGAUUUUGGAGUAGCGGCACAGCUUACUAGGACCAUGUCAAAGCGCAAUACAUUUAUUGGCACUCCGCAUUGGAUGGCUCCAGAAGUUAUUCAGGAAAGUCGGUAUGAUGGAAAGGUUGAUGUGUGGGCACUUGGUAUAUCUGCAAUUGAAAUGGCUGAGGGGGUUCCCCCAAGAUCAGCAGUACAUCCAAUGAGGGUUUUAUUUAUGAUAUCGAUUGAGCCUGCCCCAAUGCUUGAGGACAAAGAAAAAUGGUCUCUUGUCUUUCAUGAUUUCGUCGCUAAGACCCUUACAAAGGAUCCAAGCCUACGCCCUACUGCAUCUGAGAUGGUGAAACACAAAUUCAUUGAGAAAUGCAAAUGUGGAGCUUCAGUAAUGCUUCCAAAGAUUGAGAAGGCGAAGCGAAUAAGGGCUGCAAUGGCUCAACAGGCACAAACUACUGCUCCCACCAUUCCAGGACUUAAUCCACCGGAAGGUUCAAACUUGAAUGGGGAUUAUGGAUAUACUGUUCCAUCAAAGCCUCAGAAUAUGGGUCUUCAAGUUGCAAAUCAGACUCCUGCAACUGGCACUUUGAAGAAGCCUCGCACAUUGGAUGGCGUGGAAGUGACAGGUGAAGUGGGGGAGUUUGGCACUGUAAUAGUUCAUCCCGGGGAUGAGUUGCAGAAGUCAUUUGCUCAAAGUCAACCUCACAAUGGUAAAGAAGCUUCAACUGCUAUUGAACAUGCUGAAAGAGCAGUGAUUAAUGGCUCAAGGCGCCAGUUAAUUGAAUCGCAAAGGGGUGCCUCAGCAACUGUAACUAUGGAAGAAUUACAAUUAACGGCAAAGGGAUCUUCUCCUUCAAUAUUUGUCUAUCCUGAACAGAAACUAAGGUCAGACAGUGUUCCAGAGGCAAGGGGAAAAGGCAGCAAUCAAAUCAGUAGCGGCACAUUGAAGAACGAAACUGUCAGCAAGAAAAAAGCUUUUGCUCUGCAAGAUAAGCUCUCUUCUAUAUAUGCAGCAGGUAAUACAGUACCCAUUCCAUUCUUGAGGGCCACGGAUAUAUCCCCUAUUGCCCUUCUGUCAGAUAAUUUCCUUGUGGGCAUGUAUCGGGAUUUUAGUGGAACCAUGGCACUGGAAGCACUUCAGGAACUUUUUGCUGGUGAUGGACAAUCAAAAAAAGGUCGAAGGGCACAAAAUGAGAUGCAAUUUCCUCCAAGCGUUUACAAAAGACUCGCUUCAAGUCCUACACUGAUGAAUUUGGCGCAGGCCCUAGCUUACCACAAAAUGUGCUAUGAUGAGAUGCCUCUUCAAGAGUUGCAGGCAACUCAGGAGCAGCAAACCAUACAAAACUUAUGUGACAGUUUACGAACCAUUCUCCGAUUAUAGAUAGUUGACUACUGCCUUCUGUUCUAUGCUUCCUUUCUUAUCCUCUUGGAUUUAAGAUUUUGCAGGGUUAUGCUGUGUCGGUUAACAUUAGAUGAUGGCAAAAAUGAAAUGCAAUCAAAUUUUCUUCCAUAGUGUGUCUCCUCCAACAUAUGUGAUAAGAAAUAAACUAUGUUUUGUCUAUUUCCGUACUAAAGUUCUGUCACUUACUAGUCUGUGCAAAUAUUGACAAACGAUAAAUCAAAGCUUUAGUUGACCAAAAUGAGAAAUAUAAGUUAAAAUAAACAUGAUUUUAGAUCAGCAA